UAGCCUUCCAACUUUCCCUGAGUCUAGGGGCCUCUUCUUCCUCUCCUCUGAUUCCCGAACUGACCUGUUGAACAGAAGGGGAGCUUGGUUGGUUUUCUUCUGCUGAGUCUCUUAAACUGGUGUGGAUUUGCUAAACUGACUGACUAUAAAGGAAAAAAAGAAGACAAGGAAAUGGAGGCCAAUGUGGCUGAGAUGGGAAAAGCCAAGGUGCGAGUUUCAAAAUCUCUCUCAGAGGGUGAAAAAAGAGCUAUUGCAUCCAGGAAGGAAGUGGUGAAGAGAGGCCUUGACAAGCUCGGGAUUCCUUGUGAUCUGGACAAAGUCCCCAAUAUUGUUGUCUUGGGAGCAGGGGGAGCUGUGAGAGCCAUGGUUGCCCUUUAUGGCACAUUAUCAGAGCUGAAGAAAUACAACCUCUUGGAUUGUAUUAUGUACUUGGGUGGGGUGUCAGGUUCUACCUGGUGUGUGUCAGCCCUCUACAAAGAUAAAGAUUGGACAGAAAAAAUAGAAAUCUUGGAAAAACGUGAGUGUGAAAACCUUGUCCAUGGAGAGUGGGAAUAUGAGAAGGCUGCAAAAGCUGUGAUAGAGGCUAUAGAAGAUGAAUGUUACUCCCUGACUGACUUCUGGUCCUAUUUCCUUGUGCAUAAAAUGUUGAACCAGUUGGAUGAGGGUGAAUUAUCUGCACACAAAGAAUCUUGUGAGAAUGGAAAAAAUCCGUAUCCUAUAUAUGCAGCUGUAGACAAGGACACGUACCUGACACACAAUGAAGGCACUUGGUUUGAAUUUACCCCACAUGAAGCUGGAAUUCCUGGUCUAGGAGCAUAUGUAGACAGCAAAUACUUUGGAAGCUCCUUUGAAAAUGGAGACUUGACCAAAGAGAGGAAGGAGAAAAAUAUCUGUUAUCUCCAAGGUUUAUGGGGAAGUGCCCUUGGAAGUGAGCAAGAAGUUUUGAAUAAUAUAAAAGGUGCUUUAAAAGAUUUUCCAAAACAUGGCAGAUCUGAAGAUACUCCUUCAGCAGAUAUUGAUAAAGAUGACCAGAACCUUAAUAAACUCUUUGAUGGUUAUCAAUCUGUUCUGGAACUGAAGCUGUCUGAAUCAUCAGAAGAAAGCGAAGCAGAGAAACAAUUUGACCAUCUAGAAACUAUCUUGGAAGGCUUCAGCAAAAGCUAUGAGUUGCUCAGAAGGAUCCGUCAGACCUGGCAUUCUGAAAAUACAGGGGAAAAAACUGAAGACUGUAUGAGUCUGAGCCAAGCUAUCGACGAGGAUUUUGGGGGUUUUGCAAAUGAUUCCUAUCGUGUUUUCCAUAAUGUGAUAAGAAAGACCUUUUUGUGCCUUUUGAAAUGGACAUGGGGAAGCACACAUAACUUCCUGUACAAUUGUUCUGAUGUUGAAUUCCCUGAGCUGACAAACAAACCCAUUGUCUCACUGAUUGAUGCUGGUCUCACCAUAAACACUGCUUACCCAUCUGUUGUGAGGCCUGAGAGGCAGGUGAAGCUGAUCAUCUCCUUUGAUUACAGCGCUGGAGAUCCUUUUCUGACCAUUAAGAAAGCUUCUGAGUAUUGCAAAGCAUAUGGAAUCCCAUUUCCUGAGAUAAAUGAGGAAGAACUGCAAGACAUAGAUAACCCAUCCGAUUGCUACAUCUUCAGAGGAGAGCAGGCCCCAACGAUCAUGCAUUGCCCACUGUUCAACAAAGUCAACUGUCCAGGCAAAAUUGCUGAAUACAGAGAGGAGUUUUCAACAUUCAAGCUCAGCUACUCAAAUGAGGAGGUUGAAAAGUUGCUCAUUGCAGCAAAGAAGAAUGUAGCAAAUGUUCAGGAAAAGAUUCUGCAGGAGAUAAAGCGUAUUGUGGGUCCUUCUUCAUAGAAGGCUUCAGCAAACAUUUUCUGCUCUAAUGGCGAGUUUACAUGAGGCUUAUUUACUUCACCAGUUUCUUAAGUGUGGGUCUCACCUAAAUAUUUGUCAUUUUCCUGGCAGGUAUUGCUGCCAAAUAUCAUGAACAACCUGGCCAACAUUUUGCAUCCUCCAUAAUGUCUGCCAAUUUCCUCUUUGAUUUAGUAUGAAUUAAAUGUUUUUGUCCCAAGGUAGAAAUCCUGCCUUUUAAACCAAUGGGAUUUAAAUUGGAUUAAUGAUGAUGGACAAAUUUUUGCCACGAAAACCUCAGCUUGCGUAAGUUGGAAAUGACUUGAAUAAUAAUAAAACAGACAAAUAAACAAAGAUAACAGAGGACUGUGAGAAAACACUUUUUUCAGUAUUGUAACAGUUUUUAAUGUGUUUUAGGGUGUUGAAUCCAAAAACAUAAUAAAAAUUAUACAUUUAUUUUCUUUUUUAAAAAAUAUAUAUUUUUAUUUUCUAAAUAUAAACUAUAAAAAUUUCUGUUCUGUUAGUACACAAUCACAAUCACAAAUUAUCUCAUUGUAAUAAUACUACAGUCUU
Messenger RNA from Sceloporus undulatus (fence lizard), 2427 nucleotides. Its product is annotated as cytosolic phospholipase A2 gamma-like. The record is from RefSeq and is a predicted model, not a curated record. Gene Ontology annotation, cellular component: nuclear envelope; cytosol; nucleoplasm. The coding region runs from base 172 to 1857 and encodes 561 amino acids. Lineage: Eukaryota; Metazoa; Chordata; Lepidosauria; Squamata; Phrynosomatidae. Gene Ontology annotation, molecular function: calcium ion binding; calcium-dependent phospholipid binding. The transcript has 15 exons. Gene Ontology annotation, biological process: glycerophospholipid catabolic process.